Molecule: messenger RNA, 2215 nt
Organism: Cyprinus carpio (common carp)
Lineage: Eukaryota; Metazoa; Chordata; Actinopteri; Cypriniformes; Cyprinidae
Biological process (GO): regulation of DNA-templated transcription
Cellular component (GO): nucleus
Source: RefSeq, a predicted model, not a curated record
CACAGUAAUUCAGAAUUCUGAUUGGCUGCUGCAGACAGGCGGGUCUCAUCUACAGCGCCUAGGAAGAAGAAGGCGGCCAUCUUCGUGAGGUCGCAGGCUUUUGUGAUGCCAAGACACUGCUCUGCUGUAGGUUGCAAGUCACGUGACACAAAAGACAUUCGGAAAUCUGGGAUCACUUUUCACAGAUUGCCCAAGAAGGGCAACCCUCGACGCACAGCUUGGAUUAUCAACUCUCGUCGCAAAGGCCCCGAGGGAAAAGGACAGUGGGACCCCCAGAGUGGAUUCAUCUAUUUCUGCUCUAAACACUUCACCGCUGAUAGCUUUGAACUCUCUGGUGUCAGUGGCUAUCGCAGACUGAAGGAUGAUGCGAUUCCCACUGUAUUUGAAAAUCAGCCUCACGGAAGAGGAGAUGCUGGGAAAUGUGACACAAAACGCAGAGGCAGACCUCGAAAUGUGGACAGACAUAUCAGUGUCAAGAACUCCUCCAAUAAUGAGGACUCAGAAACCCAGGAGAUCUUCGACAAUGAGACUGCAUUGCCAAAAGAUGCAGAAAAUGAGUGUGAAAAAGGCGAAGGGGAGGACAAGCAUGCUCAGCCCUCUCCUCAGCCUUCAUCAGAGGCUCCUCAAACCUCUGAAGAGACCGCACUAGAUGCCCAGCCAGCUGACCCCUCUUCUCCUCCUCGUCCACCUUCUCCAUCCUGCUACAUGAGACGUCUCCCGCCUCCUCCUGGCUUUUACUUGCCCAAAGAGCACAACUACGCUCAGCUGUGCCCUCUAGUGUGGCGCAAGCGCUACGACAAAGCCAUCGACAGCUUGGAAAAAGCACUGCGUCUUCUGAGUGCCGCUCGACGGCGGGAGAACCGCCUACGCCACGCGUUACUGCGCCUCAGAGAGAACCGACUCAGAAGCACGCUGUUUCGCACACGAGACGAAGCCAAAGGAAAGGAGGCCCGAGGAGGCAGGUUUUCGAGCUGGAAGGGACAGGGGGCGAAGGGGGAGAGAGGUUGCAAUCUUGAGGGAUUGGAGGAGAGCGCAAGUGAUGAAAUAGACCUUCUGACUGAGGGCUGGACUGCACAAGCACAGACAAAAGAAAGAGUCGCUGGGGAAGAAGAAGAAGGCUGCUGCUUUUACUGCGGAAGAGACAAUGAAGGAAACAAAGUAAGUGGAUACAAAGAAGCAACUGUACGACCUGAUGUUCAAGGAUCCCAUACAAGACAUAAGCCUAAGAGAAUCCAGGAAAUCAAAAGGAAAGCCAAAGUGCUCAAAGAACAAAAGUCGGAGACCUCAAGGACUGAUGUAGCGCCUGUGGAGCAGCAAAGCUACUAUUUAUAUUACUGCGAGAGCGCAGAGAACGAGGACACCAUGCAGGUGGUCUCCAUGGAAUUGCUGAGCACCGAGGAGGAAACAUCUCUCGAGCUCCACAGCAAUGCAGAAGAAAUCCUGCUGCAUCCACAGACCGACAUGCACACUGCGCCCGGGCCUGUUCAGUACUCCACGACGCUGCAGGAAACUUCUGCGCCAUUCCAGCUGCAGCACAUCCAAGUGCUUCAGCCGCAGCAGGGACUUCUUCUCUCUGACCUCGUCACAAAGGAACAGAGCGACAUGGAGCAGGAGCAGCAGUUCUUCUGGGUACAGGAAGGGACUGAUGAUCACGUCCUACUGAUGCCGGUUCCUGCCGAAGCGAGGGAAAGGAACAGGGUCGAUGUUGAGACUGUGCAGCCUCAGGUGAUACUGGAGAGAUAUCAGUCAAAGGACGCUGAAGAAAGGGAUGGACUGACUGUGAAGUGUGAUUCCACUGUAUUAACAGCUACGGUGUGUGGAAACGGUCAGCUCUCACACCAGUCUGACCUGAGGCCCACGGGAGAUGUCAGAGAGAGACUGAAGGAACAUCUAGAGGGCUUUCAGCUUCAGCUGAGCAGCGAGUUUAUUGACUGAACCGAUCAACGAGACUUAGUUUAAUAUUUUCUGUUCUCCAAUUACUGACUCUAUCAUUUGAGAUAUUUCAAAGGCAUCAGCAUCAUAUGAAGGCGAAGUAUUGUUAAAAUUGAAUAUGUUUGUAUUUUAAUUGGAAAGCCAUAAUUCAAUAAAACUCGUCAGUUAGUAAAAUGUGCAUGUUGCAUAUGCAGUGUUUAGUAAACUGGAUUCACUAAUACAGAUAAAUGCAUCAUUUGACAUAAAAAAUGCCAGAAUUACACAGUAAAUCAUUUGAAUUCAA